AUGCCGACUGACAUUGAAGACGAGAUCAAGGAUGAGAAGAAUCUACGCCCUCUCGAUGAAGACGAUAUAGCUCUCCUCAAGACUUAUGGGCUGGGACCUUAUUCCAACAGCAUCAAGAAAGCUGAAAAGGAUGUAAAGGAAAUGGCCAAAAGGAUCAAUGAUUUAUGUGGUAUCAAGGAGUCUGACACUGGUUUAGCCACACCUAGCCAAUGGGAUCUUGUUUCUGAUAAACAAAUGAUGCAAGAGGAGCAACCACUUCAGGUGGCUAGAUGCACAAAGAUAAUCAAUCCAAACACAGAAGACGCAAAAUACGUUAUAAAUGUCAAGCAAAUCGCAAAGUUUGUUGUCGGGUUAGGUGACAAAGUUUCACCUACUGAUAUUGAAGAAGGCAUGCGUGUUGGCGUUGAUCGCAACAAAUAUCAGAUUCAGAUUCCAUUACCUCCCAAGAUUGAUCCAAGUGUGACCAUGAUGACAGUGGAGGAAAAGCCAGAUGUCACAUAUAACGAUGUUGGUGGAUGCAAAGAACAAAUUGAAAAGAUGAGAGAGGUGGUUGAGCUACCAAUGCUCCACCCUGAGAAAUUUGUCCAGCUUGGAAUCGACCCCCCAAAAGGUGUCCUCUGUUAUGGUCCACCUGGCACUGGGGCCCGCAUGGUUCGUGAGCUCUUCCAAAUGGCACGCUCAAAGAAAGCAUGCAUUGUUUUCUUUGAUGAAGUUGAUGCAAUUGGUGGGGCCCGGUUUGAUGAUGGGGCUGGUGGUGAUAAUGAGGUUCAAAGAACCAUGCUUGAAAUUGUCAACCAACUUGAUGGAUUUGAUGCACGUGGUAACAUCAAAGUUCUAAUGGCCACAAAUAGACCAGAUACAUUGGACCCUGCAUUGUUAAGACCUGGAAGAUUGGAUAGGAAAGUGGAGUUUGGACUUCCGGAUAUGGAAAGUAGGACACAGAUAUUCAAGAUUCAUACACGGACAAUGAACUGUGAAAGAGAUGUUCGGUUUGAACUUUUGGCUCGCCUUUGCCCGAAUUCUACUGGUGCGGAUAUCAGGAGUGUGUGUACAGAGGCUGGAAUGUAUGCGAUUAGAGCAAGGAGGAAGACGGUGACAGAGAAGGAUUUUCUUGAUGCAGUUAAUAAGGUGAUUAAAGGGUAUCAGAAGUUUAGUGCUACUCCUAAAUACAUGGUUUAUAAUUGAUUUCGAUUUCACUAGGCUUGUUUUAUCCAUUAAGACCAUAUUUUCAGUCUGAAACCUAUUUCUUCUUUUUGUAUUUCCUUUGAAACCCAUUUAGAUCUUAUUUGCAGUUUCAGUUCAUAACGGUUCUCUAAUAAACGUCGCUUGUUUAUUUAUAUAUUUGUUUUAAGACAAAAGGGUAAAAUGGUCAUUUUAUCGUUUGGUGGAAAAAACCAGCCUUUGUUUAUA
Messenger RNA from Lactuca saligna, 1410 nucleotides. The record is from the annotation of a GenBank genome assembly. NCBI's taxonomy places the organism in Eukaryota, Viridiplantae, Streptophyta, Magnoliopsida, Asterales, Asteraceae.